Messenger RNA from Asparagus officinalis (garden asparagus), 2048 nucleotides. Its product is annotated as probable galacturonosyltransferase 13. Gene Ontology annotation, molecular function: polygalacturonate 4-alpha-galacturonosyltransferase activity. The coding region runs from base 340 to 1524 and encodes 394 amino acids. NCBI's taxonomy places the organism in Eukaryota, Viridiplantae, Streptophyta, Magnoliopsida, Asparagales, Asparagaceae. The record is from RefSeq and is a predicted model, not a curated record. The transcript is spliced from 6 exons.
GCCCCCCGCGGAUCCUCGUACGGGGCCCUCUUCCACGCGAUCCUCGUCCUCGCCUUCCUCCUCCCCUUCGUCUUCAUCCUCGCCGCCGUCGUCACGCUCGAGGGGGUCGACAGCUGCUCGUCUUUCGAUUGUUUGGGAAGGCGGCUGGGACCAAAGUUUCUCGGUAGAAGUAGAGACAAUUCAGCGAGAAUUGUAAGAGACUUGUAUAAGAUAUUUGAAGAAGUAAACCUUGUGGAAAUUCCGGUAGGAGUCAAGUUGCCAGAAUCGUUCACUGAGUUUAUUUCUGAAAUGAAGAAUGACCAAUAUGAUGCAAAGACAUUUGCUAUAUAAUUAAAGGCCAUGAUGGAGCUUAUGGAUAGGGAGAGAAAAAGGUCAAGAUUGGCAGAACAGUUGCACAAACAUUUGGCAGCAAGUGCUAUCCCAAAAGGCAUUCAUUGUCUCUCCUUACGUUUGACUGACGAGUACUCAUCCAAUGCUUAUGCAAGGAAACAGCUCCCACCCCAAGAAUUGCUACCUUUGCUAACUGACAACUCCUACCAGCAUUUUGUUCUAGCCACUGAUAAUGUCCUUGCAGCUUCAGUAGCUGUCAACUCAGCUGUGGCAUCUUCUUCAAGACCCGAAAGAAUUGUCUUUCAUGUUAUAACCGAUAAAAAGACUUAUCCAGGGAUGCACUCGUGGUUUGCUUUGUAUCCUAUUUAUCCAGUGAUUGUCAAGGUGAAAGGCGUUCAUCAGUUUGACUGGUUGACAAGAGAGAAUGUUCCUGUUCUUGAAGCUAUAGAGAACCACCAUGCUGUUAGAAGCCACUAUCAUGGGAAUCAUAUAGUGGGUACUAAUGUCACAGAUAACCCUAAGGUUUUUGCUUCCAAACUACAGUCUAGGAGUCCUAAGUAUAUUUCACUACUGAAUCAUCUUCGUAUAUACCUGCCUGAGCUCUUUCCUAAUCUCGACAAGGUGGUCUUUCUUGAUGAUGAUGUCGUUAUUCAGCGUGACUUGUCACCUCUUUGGGAGAUUGACCUUGAAGGAAAGGUAAAUGGCGCUGUCGAAACUUGUAAUGGGGAAGAUGGAUGGGUGAUGUCCAAGCGCUUCAGGACUUAUUUCAAUUUCUCUCAUCCCCUCAUAUUCAAAAAUUUGGAUCCUGAUGAAUGUGCAUGGGCCUUCGGGAUGAAUGUCUUCGACUUGGCUGCUUGGAGGAAGACAAACAUCAGGGAUGCAUAUCAUUAUUGGGUGAAGAAGAAUCUGAGGUCAAACUUGAGUUUGUGGAAGCUUGGAACUUUACCUCCGGCAUUGAUUGCAUUCAGAGGCAAUGUGCAUCCCAUUGACCCUUCAUGGCAUAUGCUUGGUCUGGGGUAUCAGGAGAAGUCUAACCUAGAUAGUGUAAGGAAUUCUGCUGUGAUUCAUUAUAAUGGACAGUGCAAGCCAUGGCUAGAUAUUGGAUACAAACACCUGCAGCCUUUCUGGACAAAGCAUGUAAACUACUCCAAUGAAUUUAUAAGAAACUGUCACAUAUUGGAGCCUGAAGAAUAGAUCAGAAAUAUGGCAAAAAAGUUACAAAAAAAAGAGGAUUAUUAAGUUGAGGAGCAAUGUGGUAGCAAAGCAAUGCCCCUCACUCUACAGUUAACCGAAACUAAUUGCAUUUCAGAUGGUAAAAGAUAAUUCUUUUCCUUCGUAACUGAAACUAAUUGCAUUUCAGAUGGUAAAAGAUAGUUCUUUUCCUUUGUAUCAUAAUUGAUCCAAGCAAUGAAGCACAUUGAUUUUUUGGAUGGGUGUUGCAGCAGAUUGCAGUGAUUAGUAAAUACAGAAGCAAAGGCGCAGCUUAAAUGGUCAUCGUUGAGUUGUUUCUGAGAAUCACCCGGAUCUCUUAUUUUUCUAUUUUGUCCUUUUCCCACAAUUUUACUUUAUCCAAAUUUUGUUUAUUUUUUGUUUUUGUUUUCAUCUAAUUGUUUUGAGGAUUGGUGUAUUUGUAUUCCAUUGUAUUGAGAGACUUAGGAUAUUGGUUGGACUUGUGGUUCCAAGAGAUACUGAAAUGUGCAGAUAAUUCUUUGGCUUUU